Molecule: messenger RNA, 956 nt
Organism: Seriola aureovittata
Lineage: Eukaryota; Metazoa; Chordata; Actinopteri; Carangiformes; Carangidae
Product: gastrotropin-like
Exons: 6
Coding region: 216-866 (216 amino acids)
Biological process (GO): fatty acid transport
Cellular component (GO): cytosol; nucleus
Molecular function (GO): fatty acid binding
Source: RefSeq, a predicted model, not a curated record
UGAGGGGUGAGAGCGGAGUCCAGCGCGUGUGCUAGCUAGUAGCCUGUAUGCUAGCUAGUAGCCUGUAUGCUAGCUAGCAUGUAAAGAGUUCAGCAAAAGUUGUUUAUACCUGUUGAAAGUUACUGUGGAAGUUAUUCGGAAGAACUUUACCUUAUCCUGGGAUACUGUCGGUCACCAGAUGAUUGAGGCGGACUUCUAUUAGGUGUGUUAUUUUUAUGAAGGUGGAUUUCCAGUGUGCAGGAGGUACAUCAAGGACCACUGCUGCCAUGUGUUCAGGAGUCCAGCCAACAGCUGCUGGACUUGGACUUGGACUUGGACUUGGACUUGGUGGAUUCUUCACUUGGAUCACAGAUGAAGGGAGGGCGGCGAGAGGUGUACAGUAUAUAAAGGGGGAGCAGUCUCGGUCCCAGUACCUUGCUUCUUCCCUCUGCUUUGCCUCAGUGUCUGUGCUCGCACGCCUCCGCUCACCAACACCACACAAAAUGGCCUUCACCGGAAGAUGGGAAACUGAGACCCAGGAGGGAUACGACGCCUUCUGCAAGCUGCUCGGUAUCCCCGAUGACAUCAUCGAGAAGGGUCGCGACUACAAGCUGAUCACAGAGGUCACCCAGAGCGGCGAUGACUUCUCCUGGACCCAGAUCUACCCCACAGACGCCAAGGUCACCAACAAGUUCACCAUCGGCAAGGAGUGCGAUAUGGAGACCAUCGGAGGAAAGAAAUUCAAGGCCACAGUGUCCAUGGAGGGAGGCAAGCUGAGCGUGACCUUCCCCAACUACCACCACACCUCUGAGAUCAGCGGAGGCAAGCUUGUCGAGACCUCCAAGGCCGGGUCUGUGGUGCUGAAGAGAACCAGCAGGAAGCUCUAACUGCUGACUGACCUUUGACCUGUUUCACAGUUACAAUAGAGACCUCAGCUACUGCAAUUAAAUAAACUAAGACUAUGACACUAACAUGAA